AAAAAACAUGAUUACACUGAAAUCGAAGAGAAUUUACGCACAGAUGAGGAACGAGAUUAGGCAACUUGAAAGGAUUGUGGGACUUUCGGAGCUUUAUGGAGAGAUAGCAAUGGAUCUGGUGGUUAAUAGUGAGAGAGAUGAUGCGGUUAGAGAGAUUGGAGUACUUGAGAAGGAGAUAGAGAAGAAAAUUAUGUGUCUUGAGAAUGAUAAGGAUUAUUUUGAAGGAAUCAGUGACCAGAGACUCAAAUUGAUUUAUAAUAAUUUGAAAGAACAGUAUGAUUUAAAGAAUGAGGAAUUGAGGAAGAGUGCUUCAUUAACAAAAAGUCAUCAGAGAACAAGCUCCUUUCUAGUCGAACUAAAGAAGGAGUAUAACUACUUUAGAGAUUUACACAAAAGAAAACAAAUAAGCAAGGAACAUGAACUGCCAGAUUACGGAAAUCUCAAAGAAUAUAUGGAAGAAUUUGAACAUUAUGUCAAACCUUGGGAUUAUGAUUAUGAUUACAAUGACUCUUCAGAUGAACUUGAUCAAACUGAGGAAAUGAGACUAAAAUCUGAACAGGAAGCAUCAGAUUCAAAAUUAUUGGAUGGAGAGAAUGAACUAUCCAUAGAUUCAAGUUAUGAGCUUUCCUCUAAAUCCCAUCUUACAAUUGUUAUCAGCGAUGAUAGCGACUAAUUUU
Moneuplotes crassus is the source of this 677-nucleotide messenger RNA. Lineage: Eukaryota; Ciliophora; Spirotrichea; Euplotida; Euplotidae. The record is from the annotation of a GenBank genome assembly.